Messenger RNA from Anopheles stephensi (Asian malaria mosquito), 1046 nucleotides. Its product is annotated as putative glutathione-specific gamma-glutamylcyclotransferase 2. Gene Ontology annotation, cellular component: cytoplasm. Gene Ontology annotation, molecular function: glutathione specific gamma-glutamylcyclotransferase activity; gamma-glutamylcyclotransferase activity. The record is from RefSeq and is a predicted model, not a curated record. Bases 167 to 877 code for a protein of 236 amino acids. Gene Ontology annotation, biological process: glutathione catabolic process. The transcript is spliced from 2 exons. Lineage: Eukaryota; Metazoa; Arthropoda; Insecta; Diptera; Culicidae.
ACUGCAGUGCGCAUGCAUCGUAGCAAACAGCUGAUUUGUGUUUUGGGCUCCGCAUUCGUUCGCACCAGCAUCGAAAAGAAACGCUUGCACAAUUCGCUCGCUUUAUUUCUUCACAUUGGCUCUAAAUUUGAACCGUUUAUUAAAAUCCGUAAACAUUUUCCGAGCCAUGAGUGAAGCCGUAACCGUAACGACUCCGUGCAGCGGAGCAGCGAAGGACGUCGAAGCAGCUGACGGCAAGAAUCAGAAGGAUAUAUGGAUUUUCGGGUACGGAUCACUGGUGUGGAAGGCCGAUUUCCCGUUCGAAGAAAAGCGGACCGGUUACAUUAAAGGAUUCCUGCGGCGCUUCUUUCAAAACAGCAUUGAUCACCGUGGCACAGAAGAGCGACCCGGUCGUGUGGUAACUUUGAUCCACUCGGAAGAUCCAGAGUCGAAGGUCUGGGGGAUGGGCUAUCGCAUUGGCGCGAAGGACAAGCUACAAGUUCUGCAGCAUCUCGACCAUCGGGAGAAGAACGGGUACGAGCGGCAUAGUGUGAGCUUUUAUCCUUACCCCUGGAGCACGGAGCAGGUGAACGAUCCGCAAUCGAUUCUGCUGUACGUUGCGACCCAGGACAAUCCAUCGUUCGCCGGGCAGAGCGAUACGUUAGAGCAGAUUGCAGAACAAAUUCUAGCAUCGGUUGGUCAGAGUGGCAGAAAUCCGGAGUACGUGUAUCGGCUAGCUGAGGCAAUGCGGCAGCUCUAUCCGGGCGAACGGGAUGAUCAUCUGUUUGAGCUGGAAAAAUUGCUGCUGAAGCGCGAUCCGCUAGCAAACGGGCAACGGAAGCCGGAUCCGGCCACCGAGGGUGACGGUACUCGGUCGGAACUCAGUAAGGAGGGCUAGGAAAUAGGCGGCCAAAAUGUGGCAAAACAAUUAGCAAAAAUGAUCUCUUCUUUACUAGCGGGAUGGCACCGAUAAACACUGAGAAUGAGAAAUUUUUAAAUGAAGCUAAGCGCGGUUUAUGAAACCGAUACUCUUAUAUUUUAAUACAGUAUUGGAAUUCCAAAAAUGA